Molecule: messenger RNA, 665 nt
Organism: Ziziphus jujuba (common jujube)
Lineage: Eukaryota; Viridiplantae; Streptophyta; Magnoliopsida; Rosales; Rhamnaceae
Product: disease resistance protein Roq1-like
Exons: 2
Coding region: 1-528 (175 amino acids)
Biological process (GO): defense response
Molecular function (GO): ADP binding
Source: RefSeq, a predicted model, not a curated record
AUGAGUAGAGAUGAAUCUGAGUUAAUCAAGAGAAUUGUGGAAGCAACAUUGAGCAAACUGAAUCGCACGCCUCUUUAUGUUGCCAAAUAUCCAGUUGGCAUAGAUGCCUGUGUACAGUAUUUGGGUUCAUUAGCAAAUGUAGAAGCAAAUGAUGUCGGAGUGAUAGGGAUUCAUGGAACUGGUGGUAUAGGCAAGACAACUGUUCCUAAAGCUCUUUGCAACAAUUUUGCUGAUGAUUUUGAAGGUUCUAGCUUCCUUGCGAACGUUAGGGAAACAUCACAGCAAUAUUAUGGUUUGGUUCAGUUACAGGAAACACUUCUGUUUGACAUGUUGGGGGAUCAAAAUUUAAAAGUUGGGAGUACACAUAGACGUAUCAACAUCAUAAGGGAGAGACUUUGUCACAAAAGUGUACUUCUAAUUCUUGAUAAUGUCGAUCAAUUAGACCAGUUGGAGACAUUGGCUGGAGGGCAGGAUUGGUUUGGCCCAGGGAGUAGAGUUAUCAUAACAGCUAAAAUGAGCACUUCUUAACCACUUAUGGAGUUGAUAGAACCUAUGAGGUUAAGGGACUUAAGCACUAUGAAGCUCUUGAACUUCUUAGCUGGAAUGCUUUUAAAGAGAACAAGCCAGCAGAAGGUUACCAUGAAAUCUCACAGCGUGUUGUAGAA